Messenger RNA from Odontomachus brunneus, 4572 nucleotides. It is a transcript of the gene MSBP, whose product is annotated as membrane-associated progesterone receptor component 1. Lineage: Eukaryota; Metazoa; Arthropoda; Insecta; Hymenoptera; Formicidae. Bases 596 to 1246 code for a protein of 216 amino acids. Gene Ontology annotation, cellular component: membrane; endomembrane system. The transcript is spliced from 3 exons. The record is from RefSeq and is a predicted model, not a curated record.
AAGACAGCGGACUUGAAGACGCUUUUUCUAUCGCGUAAGGAGAGUCCCUCGAUCUCUCAUUUUUCUUUCAAUCUCAUAGCUGUGACUCGAUUGAAAGUGGAAUUCAUCAGAAGGGCGACGUUAAAAUCAUCAGGCCCCGACUUGGCAGAUACGGUCUUGCGACGCACUCAACGACGCGGCCACGUAUGUAGGCGCGUUGCGACUCUGUCCGUAGUGGUGCGCUACACGUACGCACACGCGUCUACGUUCGGGCGUGUGGUUGGUGCGCCGCGCACCGGUACACAUCGUUAUUAAGUGUGGUGCGAUCAUCGUUGCUAGCGCGCGCGAGUCGCUGACGAGCGGCGGCGCCUUGUCGCCAAUAUUAAUCCGCGCCUCCCGGCGAGUUGUUCCGGUUUAGUUUUGGGUCCGUCGGCACGUACACGCGCGUACACCGUGAGGAAGGACAAGCAGGAAAGAAGGAAGACAAGAAGGAAAGAACGCGAUUCCUCGUUCGAUCGCGCGAUAACUUUCGCGUAAUUUUUCUCCUUUCUCUUUCUCUCUCUUUCUCCGUCUUCCGCGACGGUUUCUCUACUGGACGGUCGGUUAGUUCGUCAAAAUGGCCGAGAACAGCGGUUUGCCGGGUCCGACCGCUAACCAGGCUGAAGAGAGCCAGCAAUAUCUGUCGAGUUUCAUUUCCGAGAUAGUCAGGAGCCCGCUGAACCUCGCGCUCGUGGCCGUGAUCGCCGUCCUGGUCUACAAGAUCGUCAAGAGCAAAACGAGGACCGAGGAGCCCGUGCCGGAAGUGAAGAAGCUGCCGAAACUGCGACGCGAUUUCGCGAUCGAGGAACUGACCAAGUAUGACGGUAAAGGGCCCGACGGUCGGAUACUGGUCGCCGUGAACGGCAGCGUGUACGACGUAACCAGAGGCUCCAAGUUCUACGGCCCUGGUGGACCAUACGAAGCAUUUGGUGGUCGAGAUGCUAGCAGAGCGCUGGCAAGGUUUGCGGUGGAUGCAGCAACAGAUAAAUAUGACGAUUUGAGUGACUUGAACACUGCAGAAAUGAAUUCAGUCAAGGAAUGGGAAGAACAGUUUAAGGAGAGGUACGAUUAUGUUGGGAAGUUGUUGAAGCCGGGCGAGGCACCCACAAACUACUCAGACGAGGAGGAUGAGGGUAGCCAACAGGAGACUGAAGCGAAAUCGGAGAAUUACGAAGCCGAGGCAAAGACGGAUCAUAAUGUGACUGAGGCAAAGACCAAGAGCGAUUGACCACGUGAUCGUACAUCGGAGGCGCAACCGUUUCGAAAGCACACCACGCACAUACUGUUGUUACGGAAAUUUUUGAAAUUGUCGCUCAUGAAUAUAUUUCUGGACGCGUUCGGCCGACUAUUUUAUUACUUCAUAACGAUGAUCAAAUAAGAGGCGAAAUACUGGCUUUUAAUGAAGUUCGAAGUACAUAAAGAGCAUUCGAAGCUGGAUGAUUACACGUAAAAGGACUUUAUUUGAGCGUCCGACUUCCAGUCGAGUGGACACUCACGUCUUUUAAUAUAUAUGUUUUUACAUGUGUACAAAAGAUUUUCUACAGAAUGCUAAGCUGAAUCAGUGGCAAAUAACAAUGUAGUAUAUUUCAUUGUAGAUGCUUCUUGUUGAAUUAAUUGCUGUAGAUCCUGGUGCACACACGGGUGGGGUGUGCUAUGCCGUGGUGCCUACACGUAUGUUCAGCAGGUACGGCUAAGUUCUUGACAUGCAUUUGGGGAUUUAGUUUUAAGGAGUAUCUUGUCCCGUUCACGUAAUUCCGUCAUUUUGUGAUUAAAAGGAUAACAAUUACACGCAGUACUGAAAUUAACAUGUGGCGAAGAGGAUUAUGCAGACACACACAUAGUUCGAAAUAAAACAUUUAUCGUCCGAUUAAACGUACGGCAUAUAGUUACAUAUUUAUGUUAUAUUUUUAAUACAAUCUCACCAGUACUAGAGUAUGAUAUAAUUAUCGUAAGCGAUGUGCGACACGAGAUAUUGCAAUCCCUCACUUACAUCGAGUUAAUGCAAAGGGCCGUCUCAGAAGAUCCAAAUUGUACAUUUCGUGCAAAAGUUUUAAUCGCUAUAUCUAACCAAUGUCAGGGGAAAUGGGUAUAACGUGUAUGUAUUUAACAGUUUGUUUUAUGUAUAUGAAAGUAAUAAGCAUGAAAUCUUUGUUGUGUAGAUUUUAAUAUUAUAUAAAAUUUUGUUAGAAAAAUUGUAAUAAGGAAUACGAUGGAGUAUAUUGAGAAUACGCAAGUAUUUGUAUACUUAAGCGUAUCCAGCGCCGCGCAUCUUUCUACAUUUCUCAGAGCAUUGAUUUAUUGAACAUUAAUACUUGCAGCAUUGUGAGUGCUAUUACGCGGUUUUGUUCAUCGAUAAAAUAGAACGUGGGUUUGGUAAAUAGUUAUAUAUCUUUAAGAAUAUAAGUUUAUGAAUAAAAGAAAUUAGAGUUUAUGUUAUAUAUAUACAUAUAUAUAUACAUGUUUCCAUAAACAUACAUAACAAAAAGAGUGAGAGAUAAAAAAAGAGUUUGCACGCAUUUCUUGCGCAAUGUGAAAUUUCGUCAAUGUAAAUUGAAUUUAUAUUUUACACUUUGUUGGCAUGAACAAAAGGCAAAAAAUUAUUUAUUGUAUACCACACACACACAUACACACAUCCUGUUAAUCAACGGAUACGUGUACAUAAUUUAUCAUGGUUAGAUAGUAUUAAUUAUGGCAAAUAAAGUUUUAUUAUUAUUUGUAUCAAUCGAAUGAUAAGAGUGUGUGUUCAGUUUUAAUUAACAACUUAUGCAGAAAGAUUACAUUCUUGAUUAAUUAAUUCAGAAAGACUUCUAUCUGUGUGGUGUGAAUGACUUCCACAUACUUUGCUCGAUUGUCUCACCAGAAAAUCAAACUGUACCGACUGAUAAAAGCGCACGAGAAGUCUAGAAAUUUAUUUCGCGAGUACGACAAUUCCAAGAUCUUGUUCGAAGUAAAGUGACAGUUGACAGAUGUUUGACGAGUGAAAGCUGGUGCAAUGCUUUGCGCGUUUUUUUCAAUUGGUUUGCGCAACUUGCUUCCAAUCUUCGAGUGACAUGUAGAUACGCCUAGAUUUUACUCUUCGACAAAAGCACGCUUCCGAACGUUUGUCUUAAUUAUUUACAAAGCGGAGUUUGUUAAGAGAAAAAAUGGAAAAAGGCGAGAGAAAAGAGUAGAUCGGCCAAUGAACGAAAUUUCAUUUCGUUGAUUACCAGAAGAGAAUUGCGAGCCUCUACAUGGAUCGAGAUCGUUCUCGCGUUGCGUUUUCCGAUAUUUCAAGGCGGGAUGAGGCCGCGCGGCCUCUCCUGAGUAUUCUCCAGACGGACGUGAGAAGAGCGGGGCCGGGGGCGUCUUUGAUUUACGGGUACGAGCUGGCUGGACGUUUAUCUCGCCUGGCUGAUGGUCUUUUUGGAACGCGCGACGCGCUCAAGCCGAUCCGAGAAUCGACCUUGCUUCUCUAAACCGCCUAACAGCGUAGCAUGUACACCGCGAAUUACACGGCCGCGUAAUCGUCGUGUGUGCUUAUCGUUAAAUAAAUAUUGAUUCUCGAUCCCUUUCCGCGCGCGGCAUCGUCGAACUGUAGUGAAGGAUCUAUCAUCGAUCCAUCUCGCUUAUCGGCCAGGCGCUUUAAUCGGACCGUUGGCUGUUAAAGGGGCACACAAGCGAAGGUCCUCUGUUUUGAGAACUGCAUUUUGUAACUGUUAUUACCACCAGUACUCUGUGAUACGACGGAUGCUGGAACGGGUGAACGGCGACAUGGAAUUUCGUUCAUUGCUGUCCCGAUUAUGCGACUGCGAGUGACAUACUUACCUGAUUGAUUGUGUAUAUGGGGUAAUAUGUCCGGGCAGGGAUAUACUACUCUCUAAAUUUCUUGGAGUGAAAUUCACACGGAAAGAUGAGUAAAGACUUGUGUCAGUUGAAUUCAUAUUUUUCAUUCGUAGAAAGUGAAUCCUCUAGCAUGAAUCAUGGAGUGAACAUAUUUAUUCGAAGAGUGAAUCUGUAUUUCUCCAUCCUAUUACAGGAAUAAUACUCUCACUUUGACAAUGAUAUACUCGCUCAAAUCGGUCGAAACAUUCAUUCAUGUAGAAUCAUAAUCCACUCUAAUCUUGAAUGAAACAUUUGCUCUUGCGAUCACAGUGGCAGGAUUUGUCGCUCUGGGUGAAGAUACUGCCACUUUUCACUAGUUUUCCGUGAGAUCCAUGAAAAUUUAGAGAGUACAAUGACGGUUGAUUAAGGGUUGUUGCGACACCCUUUUCGAUGAGUUUCGCAACGUACCCCGUGUCCGAUAAAAGAAUUUGUUUAUUCUUUUAGCAAUUCUCAGAAGAUAUGUUUUUCGAUUGAACAUGGAAUAACAUUGCAAAACUCGUCGAAAAAGUGUCGCUGCACUUAAUCAGCCGACCGUACCAGCGCGAUUGUUGUGUAGGGUGGCGCCGAAUUCUGUGUCUGCGAAACACAAUCCGCGAUCUCCGUUCGCCCGCGGAUCUUAUAUUCUCGUUAACAAAAUAAUUGGAUAAAACAUUUGCGUCUGAAAAUACACCGUAACUUGAUCGAAAAAUCGAA